AUGACCAAGAGAAGCGAGAGUAUAGAGAACUUGUUCCGGAAGCUGACUGUAUCUAAGCAAGAGCCGUCGCCGUCGGAGUCCACGACAACACCACGUGAACAUCCACCGUACCUCUUCCUCCUCCAACAUUCGAAUGCAGCUCAUCUUCGACACGCCGCAGCUCAAGGCACGUUGGAAGAUACACUGUAUCACCGAGCUGGACUGCGAACACCAGCCGAAAAUGCUACUCGUGAUUGUCAGGCCGGGACGCUCUGGAUGCGUCACGUCGGAACGACAUUACAAAAAACUGUCCCGCGUCUUAUAUGGGUACAGACGACCAGUAUCAGUGGUAGCCAAGACAAGAGAAACGAGCGUGCUUCUAGGAUCACUCCAAAUCAAACUACUGUCAUUGAUCUUUCGGUCGAUCCAUGGGGUUGGAACGAUUCCGACGCUCUCAAUUUAAAUUGUUUAGAGACACUACUGCGUGUUUUGAAAGAAAAAGUAGCCGCGCAGAAAGACACAAACUCCUCUGUGUUAGGAACAAUCGAUGAUUACAGCAAUUAUUGCGUUCCUAUCAUGUUCGAUUCAAUUUCUCCUCUUCUUGUACGGCACGGCUUUGAUCGCAUAUUGAACUUUCUCACGUUGGUGUCGCGGAUCCCAACCGUGUGCCCAUUGGUGGUACCGAUUCGGACGGAUAGCUUGACAUCAGCGCAACACUGUCGGUUGGAAGAUGCCUCGCAUGCAGUUUUGUGGCUGACUGGUGGUGAGGCUGUGCUUCUCCGUCAAGGGGUGCGGGAACGGGGGAACGUACUACGUGAGGCCUUGUCCUACCAAAUUGUAACUGAUCGCCGUAACGGCCUGCAAACCAUCCGUGUUCUGGAGCACGAAGAAGCGAGCUUACCACGGACGGAUGGUGACGAUGACGUCGAAAAUAAUGUCAAUGCGGGUCGUGGGCCAGUGAAGGGAUCGUCGCGGUCAAGUGAGCGGCCAAAGAUAAAGCUUCAAUUGGAAGACGACGACGCAAUUAGUGCGAAAGAAACGCCAUCGAUUACCAAUACAACAUCUCAACGAGCACGUGCCCCUCAAAUUAUCGUGCAAGACGAUGACCCCGAAUUUGACGAUUACGACGAAGAAGAUCCCGACGACGAUUUAGACAUAUAG
Molecule: messenger RNA, 1140 nt
Organism: Phaeodactylum tricornutum CCAP 1055/1
Lineage: Eukaryota; Bacillariophyta; Bacillariophyceae; Surirellales; Neidiaceae
Exons: 1
Coding region: 1-1140 (379 amino acids)
Source: RefSeq, a predicted model, not a curated record